CGGGGAGGGGAGUCAGUCUGCUGCUCAUUAUGUAACUGCUGUUUGGAAAUGUGUUUUCGCGCUCCGCUUUUUGAGUCUGACAUUCCUACAGUUCCAUUGGGAUUCCGUUAUAAACAUCACAGCGAGAACAGAUCACAGACGAAAACAGAGAGACAGCGUGCGCAUUCGGGUCCCAUGGAAAAUGGUGUUGUUUAUGUAAAGUUUUCUAAAGAGACAUGCCAACUGAAUUCCCCAUCAGACAAACUAAAGCAGGAGUUGGAGAAAGAGCUGAAAUUGAGCAGCAGUAACUUAUCAAGUCAUGGCUGGUACCAUGGUCGUAUACCUUGGGAGGUGUCUGAGUCUCUUGUGCAACAGAAUGGGGACUUUUUAGUCCGUGACUCCCUCAGUAGUAUUGGAGACUAUGUCUUAACCUGCCGCUGGAACCAGAAUGCUCUUCAUUUCCUCAUCAGCAAGGUUCUGAUCAGAUCUUAUGACGUAUCUACACGAGCGCAGUAUAUUCUGGAGGAGGAAACCUUUGAUUCUGUGCUGACGUUGGUUCAUUCCUAUGUUGGAAAUAAAAGGCCUCUGACAAAGAAGAGUGGUGCAUUGAUUUACUCACCAGUUUACAGGACACUUCCACUAAGAUACCUAGAAACCAUGUUUGGGCUACCAAGUGUGCAGAGCAGCCCAGUGAACUCACCAACCAGGCAGAAAGGAAGCCAAAAGAAGAGGGAGAGCAUAACUGUGACAGAGGCUUUGGAAAUUGAGCUGAUAAGACCACAGAGUGAUGUGGUGAGGAGUUUUGAUGGCACUGUAGAGCAGCGCCUUGUAGUGUCGACUUCCCCCAUAUUAAUGAGCACAUUGGCCAGGCGGCGACGGAGCCCCUCCGAAAACAGGAAGUUUGUGAUAGUCCCUUCAUCACCUGUUCUGCAAAAUUCCAGUGAAAUACGGCUUUGUUCAUCCCCCCCUGAAAACACUCUCAUUUAUUUGGAACCAACAGUACAUCUUCUGUCCUCCUUGACACAUUCCCAUCAAAACAACAGAGAAGCGAACCAUCCACAAAAUGACCCAGCGAUUUCUCCAACUGACCCUGUUACUACAAAUCAUCCCUUUGUAAGACAUGAGAUACAGACUUUGGAUCGCAGAGAGGAGUACGAUGAGGAUUAUUUAGUGCCUUUCGCCAUAGACACAGUUUCCUGUUUCAGGCCUUGUAUGUACCAGUCACCACUGUUGCCCCCAGAAAAUAAACCUCUGGAGACCAACAUGCUAAAAAAAGUGAAGGAUGUCCUGUUUAAAGUUGACAUAAAGACAAUGGCAAUGUAUAUUACCAAAGCUGACUGCAUGGUUGCUCGAAUUCUGGAUAUGUCUGAUGAUAUGAUGAAAGGGAUGGGGGUGAGUUCGGGAAUGGAGCUACUCACCCUCCCACACGGACAUCAACUCCGCCAAGAUCUGCUUGAAAGGUUCCACACCAUGUCCGUAACGUUGGCUGUAGAGCUGCUGGGCUGCACUGGCAGUGCUGAUGAGAGAGCCACCCUCCUGCACAGAGCCAUCUGUCUGGCCUCUGAACUCAAGAGCAAUUUGGCCAAUUUGUUUGGUUUUGCCACAGUUAUGAAAUUCCUCGAAUUACCACAGAUUGCUCGAUUGGAUGAGACAUGGACGGUUUUACGUCAGACGCAUACAGAAAGUGCUGUUCUUUAUGAGAAAACCCUUAGACCCUCAAUGAGGAUGAUGAAUGAUGGAGAAGAGAUAAGUGAACCCACAGAGACAACGUUUCCCCAUGUGCUUCCCCUGCUGUCUCUUCUUGAAAGGAGUGUCGUGACUCUUGAUGAAUCCGAGUCAUGGGAAAGUGCAGACACUGGAGUGGCCAUGGUCUUGAGCCAUCUGAAUGCUGCACGUACGAUUGCGUGCAAUGGCAGGAUCUUCAGUGCUAAUGCAGAGGCCAAACUGCAGGGGUUUCAUGAGGAAGCGGAUGUUCGGGAGGUCUUCCUCACAGAGUUCCAGAUGCGUCUCUUGUGGGGAAGCCGUGGAGUGGAAAGAAUUAAAGAUGAACGUUAUUCAAAAUUUGAUGAAGUGCUAACAGCUCUGUCCAACAGACUUGAGCUUUCUCACUCACCAAAAUGACAGAAGGGAUGAUGGCUAUUCACAUAUUAUUUACAAUACAUACACUGUUUUGUGAAUUUAUUUACAGUUA
Rhinichthys klamathensis goyatoka is the source of this 2170-nucleotide messenger RNA. RefSeq names its product SH2 domain containing 3Cb (gene sh2d3cb). Gene Ontology annotation, molecular function: guanyl-nucleotide exchange factor activity; phosphotyrosine residue binding. The coding region runs from base 49 to 2100 and encodes 683 amino acids. The record is from RefSeq and is a predicted model, not a curated record. Gene Ontology annotation, biological process: positive regulation of peptidyl-serine phosphorylation; small GTPase-mediated signal transduction. Lineage: Eukaryota; Metazoa; Chordata; Actinopteri; Cypriniformes; Leuciscidae. The transcript is spliced from 11 exons.